Molecule: messenger RNA, 2883 nt
Organism: Cicer arietinum (chickpea)
Lineage: Eukaryota; Viridiplantae; Streptophyta; Magnoliopsida; Fabales; Fabaceae
Source: RefSeq, a predicted model, not a curated record
GCUGUUUCCUUCUUCUGAACUCAAAAGAGUUGAACAAUUUUUCAUCUUCAAAAUGUUCUUAAUGCUUUGUUUCGUUUCGUUUUUCUUCAAAAUUUCAGAACCGAAAUGGAAAAUUCGGACCACGACGAACCCGACAAGAAGAGGCCUCAUCUUCUCACCUCUGUCUCUUCUCGCAUCACACGAAACUCAACCAAUUCUUCUCCUAACAGCAAAAACGCUGAUGCAGGUGUCUUGCAACUCCAGAAUCAGCAACUUGUUCAGCAGACAGAAAUCCAGAAACAUGCUUUACAUGAUCUCGAAGAAAAAACUAGAGAAUUAAAAGAAAGACAAAAUUCUUAUGAUGAUUCAUUAAUUGAAUUCAACCAACACUGGGAUCAGUUGGUCGAUGAUAUGGCUCUUCUCGGGAUACAAGCUGGGAGAGGCAAAGACUCUUUGCAAACUUUGGCUUACCUUGAUAAUCCUCAAGAUUCCCUUCCUUCGUGUCCUCCGGACGAUCUAUUUCUUUGUAGAUUAAUCCAGAAAGAUUCUAUUGAAGGAAGCAGUAAUGAUGAGAUAAUUAAUUAUGUUGAGGAAGCCCUUGCUUUGCGUCUGUUAUCUACUACGGAGUUGUUGAAACAUAUUCAAGAUACCAUUGAUGAUCAAAUGAAAAGAUUUGAGGAUAUAGCUCAGGUUUUACAUGGAGAUUUAUCUGCGGAAGAUGUUAUCAUCUUAACGUCUAAGAUUGAUGAUAUGGCGAAAAAGGAGGCAGACAAUUUUCGUGAAGUGAUUGAUACUCUCCACAUAAAACAUGAAGAGUAUACUGUUGGUAUUCAAAAUUAUAUAAACGAGUGCUUACGAGAUCAAUCUGACAUAAAACGUCUUACAGGAGAGCUUGACGAGAUCGUGGCUGAGCUCGAAGAGAGUAGAAGAAAACUAGUCAAUCUGAAAAUGCAAAAGGAUGCAGCUGUGGGAAUGAAUUCCUCCAAUGCCGAUGCAGUGAAUGGAAACUUGUCUCCUGAGAAGCCUGCAAACAAGGCCAUGGGUUUGCGUGAGUUGAAGGAUUCAAUUGAGGAAGCCAAGGUAGUGAAUGCUGAUCGUCUCUCUGAGCUUCAAGAUGCACGGGAAGAAAAUCAAAUCUUGACAAAGCAAUUCCAAGAACUUCAGAAUGAACUGAUUGAUGAUAAGUAUGUACGCUCUGCCCGAAUAUACUCUUUAGCAGAUGAUCAACUUCAACAUUGGAUCGCUGAAUUGGAUCGAUACAAAUCAUUGACAGAGUCUCUGCAGGCUGGUAGGGCUAAUGUCACAAAAUGGGAGAAGGAACUGAAUAUGAAAUUGGAGUCUGCUGAUAAUGCAAGGCGCAUCCUUGACAACUCUGACUCUAGGGCUGAUGAGCUCGAGCUUCAAUUGCAGAAGUGUAUUAUAGAAAGGAAUGAUCUUGAAAUUAAGAUGGAAGAGGCCAAACAGGACACUGGGAGAAAAGAUAUCAAAGCCGAGUUUCGUGUGAUGGCUUCAGCUUUAUCUAAAGAAAUGGGGAUGAUGGAAGCGCAGUUGAAGCGAUGGAAGGAUGCAGCUGUUGAAGCUGUAUCAUUGCGUGAGAAAUCACAUUCACUAAGAGCAAAAUUGAGUGGGAAGACAAGCGAACUCAAGAGCCUCGUAAACAAAUGUGCUGAACAGGUUUUGGAAAUAAAGUCUUCAAAAGCAUUGAUUGAAAAGUUACAGCAGUCGAAUCAGGAGUUAGAAUUUGUUCUGGAUAUGUAUGGUCCGGAGGAUUAUGCGAAAAGCUUGCCAGAAGUUAGAGAAUCUGAAAGUAAAGCUCGCUCUCAAGCUGAAAUGCUGAAAAAUGCUUUAGAUGAACAUGGUCUAGAGUUGAGAGUAAGAGCUGCUAAUGAAGCUGAAGCUGCUUGUGAACAAAGGCUUAAAGCCGCAGAAGCUGAAAUAGAGGACUUAAGGGCCAAGCUGGAUGCAACUGAAAGAAACAAGUUGGAGCUGAGUGAGGCUGUUAAAGUUAAAGAGGCUGAGGCAGAGGCCUAUAUAUCUGAAAUUGAGACUAUUGGUCAAGCAUAUGAAGAUAUGCAGACACAACACCAACAUCUGUUACAGCAGGUGGCUGAGAGGGAUGACUAUAAUAUUAAGCUUGUAUCAGAAAGCGUGAAGGCAAAACAAUUACAUAACGCUUUACUGUCUGAAAAGCAAACCUUAGCUGAUCAACUUCAACAGCUUAAUUCUUUGAUAGAAAAAUCAAAGACGAGGAUUGCAAGUAGUGAAGAGCAGAUCGAAUGUAUUCUAUCAGAAGCCGCUAAAUGUACUCAAGAUGAAAAGCGCGUUGCAGCUGCCUUAGAGUUUGCCAGGUGGGAAUUGGCUGAUGCUGAGAAGGAGUUUAAGUUGCUCAAGUCUGCUGCUUCAUCUUCAGAGAAAGAAUACGACCAAAUUCAGAAAGAUAUAGAAGCUAUUGAAAAGGAAUUGGAUAGCGAAAGGAGUUCACGGAGGAAGCUUGAGGAAGAAUUAAUGGAAGUAAACAAUCAAAUUGCUGAGCUGAAUUCUGAAGCCGGAGAAACUGCAGUACAGAAGCUUGAAGAGGAAAUAAGAGUUUGCAAGAACAUGAUCAAAUGCACUGUUUGUUCUGACCGUCCAAAGGAGGUGGUGAUUGUGAAGUGCUAUCAUCUAUUCUGCAAUCCAUGUAUACAAAGAAAUCUUGAACUCCGUCACCGCAAAUGUCCUGCGUGUGGAACUGCAUUUGGACAGAGUGAUGUUCGCUUUGUUAAAAUAUGAGACAUGUAAUGAUGUCUCCUUGUCUUGUGUUGUUAAAUAUUUUGGAUCCAUUGUCAUUGUUGUGUACUCUUAGACAAGCAUUCUUAUCCAUAUGAGUAAUAAAUUUUCGGAUUAUAGACAUUGGUUUUUCUUGCA